Naegleria fowleri is the source of this 981-nucleotide messenger RNA. RefSeq lists its product as uncharacterized. The transcript has a single exon. Lineage: Eukaryota; Heterolobosea; Eutetramitea; Acrasida; Naegleriidae. Bases 1 to 981 code for a protein of 326 amino acids. Gene Ontology annotation, biological process: isoprenoid biosynthetic process. The record is from RefSeq and is a predicted model, not a curated record. Gene Ontology annotation, molecular function: prenyltransferase activity.
AUGAUUACUUCAUCAAAUACCAUGCAACGAAGGGAGAUUUCCUUCAAACCACACUUGGAUCCGUAUCAUUAUUUAAUUAACAAUACAAGUGGAAAGGGAUUUCGUUUCAAGUUAAUAGAGGCUUUUAAUGUUUGGUUUAAAUUAUCAGAAGAGGAAUUACGUGUUGUUCAGAACAUUGUAGAUAAAUUGCAUAAUGCGAGCUUGUUAAUUGAUGAUAUUGAAGAUAAUAGCAAGCUGAGAAGAGGAAAGCCUUGUGCUCAUUUGAUUUACGGAACACCAGCCACUAUAAAUUGUGCCAAUUAUGUCUAUUUCGAAGCAUUGAAAGAUAUUCAGAAAUUGAAUACAAGUUUUGUUGGAGAGAAUGGACUUAAUACAUUUUCCGAUGCCAUUUCUAUAUUUAUGGAUGAAUUGUUGCUGCUUCAUGAAGGACAAGGGAAGGAUAUUUAUUGGAGAGACAAUGGAAUCUGUCCUUUGGAAGAUGAUUAUUUACAAAUGGUUCAGAAUAAGACUGGUGGCUUGUUCAGAUUGGGCGUUGGUUUAAUGAGGGCAAUUUCUAGAGAUGAGAAGAACAAGAAAUAUGACUUUACUACACUUGUUAAUUUAUUAUCUGUUCUAUUCCAAAUUUUGGAUGAUUAUCUCAAUUUGCAGAGCGAUAUUUAUCACACUAACAAGAGUUAUUGUGAAGACUUGACCGAAGGAAAGUUUUCAUUUCCAAUUAUCCAUUGCAUUACCGAGCAAGCGAAAAAUGGAGAUACUCGAUUGAUUAACAUUUUGAAACAAAAAACAUCUGAGAAGUUAUUGAAAGAUUAUGCUUUGGAAUUAAUGAAAGAGACCAACAGUUUUGCUGUUACUCUCGAAAAACUCGACAGAGUCUAUCAAGAUUUGAAGAAAGAAAUUGAAAAGUCAGGCGGUAACUCUUAUCUAGAAAAGAUUAUUGAGGGGCUCAUGAGCAGCGCAAAACAAGUUGAAAAGAGUUGCUAA